CUCUUUUGCUCGAAGGCCUCCAUACGGCGCUGUUCUCUGGUUACCCAUCGUUACUUUAAAGGGAAACCUUCACAAUGUCCGGAGGUCUGGAUGUCCUCCAGAUGAAGGAGGAAGAUGUCCUCAAAUUCCUCGCUGCUUCCACCCACCUGGGAAGCACAAACCUGGACUUCCAAAUGGAGCAAUACGUAUACAAGAGGAAAAGUGAUGGUAUUUACAUCAUCAACAUAAAGAAGACCUGGGAGAAGCUACUCCUGGCCGCUCGUGCCAUUGUUGCCAUCGAGAACCCGGCUGACGUCUGUGUCAUCUCUUCCAGGCCUUUUGGGCAGCGAGCUGUGCUGAAGUUCGCCUCUGCCUGCGGAGCCACCCCCAUCGCUGGCCGUUUCACUCCCGGGACCUUCACCAAUCAGAUCCAGGGAGCCUUCAGGGAGCCGCGGCUGCUGGUGGUAACAGACCCCCGUCAGGACCACCAGCCCCUGACCGAGGCCUCCUAUGUCAACAUCCCCACCAUUGCCAUGUGUAACACUGACUCUCCCCUGCGAUAUGUGGAUGUCUCCAUCCCCUGCAAUAACAAGGGAGCUCACUCUAUCGGGCUGAUGUGGUGGAUGUUGGCUCGCGAGGUGCUGCGCAUGCGCGGGACCAUCAGCCGGGAGCACCCCUGGGAGGUGAUGCCUGAUCUGUACUUCUACAGAGACCCUGAUGAGAUCGAGAAGGAGGAGCAGGCGGCUGCUGAGAAGGCUGCUGGGAAGGAGGAGUACCAGGGCGAGUGGACGGCCCCGGUGGCUGACUUUGUGCAGCCGGAGGUCACUGACUGGUCUGAGGGAGUCCAAGUGCCCUCUGUGCCCAUCCAGCAAUUCGCUGCGGCCACCGGCAAAAACCUGCCGGGGGCAGCAGAGCCACUGGAGGCAGCAAAUCCCUACACCAAGCCCGCCUUCCCCGAGGCAGCCCCCGCCACCAAGGACUGGAGCGCCCAACCUGCGGCUGAGGACUGGUCUGCUGCCCCCACAGCGCAGGCCGCGGAGUGGGGAGGAGCCACCGCCGAUUGGCCUUAGUCCUGUGAGGGAACAGGCCAAACCCAGAAUACCCCAAAUAAAGGCUGGUUUUAC
This is a messenger RNA of Callorhinchus milii (elephant shark), 1103 nucleotides long. RefSeq names its product ribosomal protein SA (gene rpsa). Lineage: Eukaryota; Metazoa; Chordata; Chondrichthyes; Chimaeriformes; Callorhinchidae. The transcript has 7 exons. The coding region runs from base 75 to 1049 and encodes 324 amino acids. The record is from RefSeq and is marked provisional. Gene Ontology annotation, molecular function: structural constituent of ribosome. Gene Ontology annotation, cellular component: 90S preribosome; ribosome; cytosolic small ribosomal subunit. Gene Ontology annotation, biological process: ribosomal small subunit assembly; cytoplasmic translation.